Molecule: messenger RNA, 6195 nt
Organism: Ceutorhynchus assimilis (cabbage seed weevil)
Lineage: Eukaryota; Metazoa; Arthropoda; Insecta; Coleoptera; Curculionidae
Source: the annotation of a GenBank genome assembly
UUAUUAACCACUAAUUUAUUACAUUCGUGAAUCGUGCAAUAAGUAUAUGAGGUAUACAUUUAUAAAGCCAUAUAGGUAUGUUCCAUCGUCACCAAAAGUAACUGGGACAGCAUCACAUUCGCUCUUGUCCUAUUAUAUGAAUUUUAUUGUCAAAUAUUUGUCAAACUAUAAUUUAAAUGCAUUGAAAUGAAUGACAGUAGAAUUAGUCCAGGAGAUUUUUAUGCAUUAUUUGUGUCCCAGAUACUUUUGGUGACGAUGGUACAUACAUACAUAAUAUUAUAUGACAUGUGACAUAUCUCCCACAAAAAUAAAAUGAAUUUCUAUAUGAUAUUUAGGCAGAAAAAAUCUAAUUACAAAAAUCAAUAAACCCCUGAAUUUAAUCAAAACCCAAUCUUUUUGGAACACUAACUUAUCUCCCUCUUUUUGUAAUAUAACUAUUUCCAGUCCCAUGGGUAACUUCACAAUUCUGACAAUCUCUCUUGAGACUGGGUUUAACACUUCUAGGCUGGCAUCACAGUUUUCUGCUCUGACUGUAUCUUCCUCUUGAUUACGAUGUACCAAAAACCUGGGGUUCAUAGAAAAGCAUGACUCAGAAACCCUUUUAGAGUGAAAUUUUUAAAAUCUGAUCUUGAGAAAUUUGUUUGGCUACCUACUUCUCGAUUUUAAAUAGAAACUAUUAACUUUUGAACAUUAAUUAAAAUUUAAAUAUUUGAAGUAACAAUUUUGUGGCCUAAUGUCAAAAUUGAUAAUCCAGUAUUCAGUAAUAAUAAAAAGCAAUAACCUAGCAGAUAUGCGCUAGGGGAAAUAAUUUUUGGGGGCAAAUAAAUGGGUCAAUUAUAGGGACCAAUAGGUCCACUUUAGAAACAAAUAGUGACAAUUAUUGGGAAAAUAGAACCAAUGGAGUGCCAAUUAUGACAAUUCUCGGGUAAUAGUGUCUAAUAGGCUGUACACAUUUUUGAGUGGCGAUCUACCCCUCGAUCUUCCUGUGGAACCUCUUAAAACACGUGACUGCCACCCUCUGGAACCACCUAGAACAGCACCUGACGCACCACCGCUACUUCUUGAACAACCAUCAUGCCUCCUAUCUAUGACAAUAACAGCUAACGAUGAGUUAUUUAUUUCUCUCUGGGUUUGAACACUUGUUUCCAUUGACCUGCUUAUGUCUAUAGCCUUAUUGAGUUCAAGAUCUGGAUACUGCAGAAGUUUUUCCUGGAUCCUCAAAUCUUUAACUCCCAGAACAAGACGGUCUCGAAUUAAAACGUCAUUUUCUUUGAAAUCACAGGAUGAAGCUAACUGCCUAAGUGCCGUGACAAACUGGUCAAUUGUUUCUUCUGAACGUUGUUCCCGUUUGAAAAAUUUGAAGUGCUGGUAUACCAAUUUUUUUCUAGGGCUGCAAAAUUUUUCAAACUUGUCCAAAAUAGGGACAAAUUUUUCCUUAUUUUCACCACUUGUCUCAUCAUAUUCGAAUGUAUUGUAAAUGGCUAAUGCCUCAUCGCCUAGUAAAUUGAGCAAAACUGCAAUUUUCACAUUAUCCUUUUUAUCGUUUUUUCCGGAGGCUAAUAGGUAAAAUUCGAAUUUUUGUUUCCACAAUUUCCAUUUAUUUGCUAGAUCAGUAUCAUAAAAAGAAAAUUGCUCUGGUGCUCGGCUCUGAUCAGCCAUAUUUGAAAAUGUUAAACAAACACUUUUUCAAAUGUCCUGAAUCCACUAAGAAGUUAUGCACUAGCUUUAAAAUUUAGCUAAUAUCAUGCUAAAAACUGGCACCGCGGUACUUGUUAUCACUAUUGAUAAACUGGUUAUUUUUUUAUUUGGCGAUAUCUGCAAACAACCUUGACUAGGUAGGUAUGUAGGUAGGUACUCGAAAAUCUAUAGUGGCACUUUUACCACUGUCACCAUGUAAUAUUCCGUAAUACUUUGGUGGAGUAUGGAAAGGCGAUAUAGAUAAUACACACACACUAUACAGAUUAAAUACGUAGUUUAAUAACCAGUAAGCACUAAUUAAUUACAUUCGUAAAUCGUGAUGAAACCGCAUAUAUUUACGUUAUGACCGAUACCAACGCCAAUACGAUUAGAAUUAAACUGCGGUGUGGCCAAGUAUCAAUACUCAAAAGUCAAAAGUACUUACAAUAAGUACCUAUACAUUUAUGAAGCCAUAUAGGUACAUACACAAAAUAAUGACCAUGCUUACUAUAACGAGUACUAUGGAAGGGCACAUAAAACAACUCAGAAACUACCAUCCGCCUUUCUCUUGCUCUCAAUGAAAUGAGAACCAAAAGAUCUGGGCAGUCAAUUUGAAGAGUUUGUAAAGGAAACAAAGAUAUGCCUGGGCCCGUAUUCUCGUAACCAGGAAACAGCGAUUGCUCCUAGUCGCUCAUAUUAUUUCCUUAAUACUGACAAAGACAGAACAAUGGUUCUCUUGAUUAUUAUUACAUUAUUAAUUCCAGAUAGAGGCUUAGAGGCUAUUACCAAAGGUGAUAAGGAACUAGAACACAAAUUGAAAGUAAUUAUUCUUGAGACUGAAGUGUUACGACAAGAUGGUAAAUCUGUGCCAUCAAAUGAAUACAUGACAGCAGAAAUAUGGGAAAAUAUGCUGAAAUUGCCUUCAAGAAGUGGGAGGACUAAAUAUUUGGAUUUUCUUUUUAGAACAUCAAAGAAAAAACAUAAUAAGUUGGUAAAGAAGCUUGAAAAACGCAAAACAUAUGAAGAACAGUUGGCCAACAAAAAAUUGUCACCAAAAAGUUUACCAAUAGAAGAACAUGCUCUGAAAUAUGGUCUUUCAUUCAAUAAUAUUUUUAUAAGAUUUAAUGAUUCCACUAUGAAUAAUUUCUAUAACAGUAGGCUAAUUCAGGCAAUACAGUUUGGUCAAAAAUUGGCAAUUGAUUGUGGAUAUGACCAGAACAUGACGAAAAGGGAAAAUCAGUACACUGCCAAACAGCUUAAUCUAUUGUUUGCUGAAAAUCGUUGCAAUCAUGAUCCAUUUGAUAUUCAUUAUGUUAAUCUUAACAAGGAAAGUGAGCUCACAAAGAUGUUCUAUAAACAUGUUCCUACAAUGUUUGAUAAGGAGUUUCCUAUGAACUCACAUGAAAAAAGUUAUUUGGAUCUAUUUCCUAAACAGAAGUUGGUGUAUCUAACUCCUCAUUGUCGAGAAGAAAUGGGGAGCUUUGAUCAUGAUGCAAUUUAUAUAGUUGGAGCCAUUGUCGAUAAGGUAAAUCAUGAACCACUUUCAUUAGCAAAAGCCAAACGAGAAGGUAUCACUAUGAGAAAAUUUCCGUUAGAUAGAUAUCUGCAAUGGGGCUCUGGUUCUGGAAAAAGUCUCACAAUCAAUCAAUGCGUAGCAAUCCUACUGGACCUUAAAGAUACUGGCAAUUGGAAUUAUGCUUUAAGACAUGUACCUAGAAGAAAAUUAUCUGACACCACCACAGUUUCUAAUAAUUUUAAGCAUUCUUACAAUACUCCUGAGUCAUUUUCUUCUAGAAAAAAGGCUUAUGAAGCUUAGGCAGCCUAAGCGCGAUGGAAAAUGGGUAAAGAUGAUAUUGUGGAAAGUUGUGCUAGUGAAAAAUACUUCAAAGAAAACAAAAUAUCCAAUUCAGUUUCAAUAUCUCUUUUAUAUUAACUUCUUGUAGUUUAAAAUCUUUUUCAAUUCAUAUAAAAUUUCUGUUUCUUUUCAUCUUAUGCAAAAAUAUACAAGUUAAAAAAUAUCACAAUUAAAAAUCUUAAAACGAUCGAGCAUAGGUUUUAAAAUUUGAAAUAACACUCAAAAAAUUGUAAUGGAACAAAAACUUACAGCUGACACUUUUUUCUUGAGCGUUAUUUUUAUUAACAAAUUGGUAUUCAGCUAUACCUUAUAUUUUUUUAUCAGUCUAUAUGUAAUAACAAAAAGACCAGAAAACAUACAUAUCACAUUUCAGUAACAAAACAAUGAAUUUUUAGAAUUGUUUUUUUUUUUUUUUGGUUUGAAUUUUGUUAACAUUAAAAAAAACAUAGAUGAGUAUAAUAGCCAUUUUUGGGUAUGAACCUUCGGUAUUCUAAAAAUUGAUAGAUGGAUCUAUCAUAAAAUGCCCUCCAGUGAGUGGAUUUACAAAUCAAAACUAACUCAUAGCAGUUAGACUUGUUGCAUGUUUUUUUUUUUCAAUCACUGGUAUUCCCAUUCUUUAUUUUAUUUCACUCUAGAUGCCCAAGAAGCAGACACUGCACAAUGUUUGCUUCUUGAGCAAUAUUCCAGAAAUUUGACAAUUUUUGAAAUAAAACUUUUUUACGCACGUGGUAAGUUCGUUUCAUGCGAAUAGCUAUGUAACACAACGGCAUCCCCUCUACUGCCCCAUAAUCGAGUUAGUAGUGGGUAUCGCUUCUAUACAAUGUUGGUUACAGGCAGCUCAGGCAUGUAAUUCUAUGUGUUUGUGUGCCUGAAGUCAAAACGACGCCACUAACUGAACUCGACUCCUUAGUUAGCCCAUAGCAGCCACAUUGUAUACAGCAUGAAAAAAUUAUACCAUUAACCAAUUCCUUUACCCCCUUUCCUGGAAUGCUUGUGUUUGAAGAAGUUUCACUUCAGUAGUGUGUUGUAUGAUCACAUUUUUUUUUUUUUGCCAGAAAGAAAUGUUGGAUGAAAAUAUCGAUGGCACCGAUUUCAUCCUGCCAAAUGAUGUUGUUUUCCUAAGCUAUUAGAAUCUUGCCAAACAAUUUUUAGUUGAAAAAAUCAGAUUAAUAAAAUUAUCUAACAAAAAUUUGUCAAGUUAGACCCAAUAGUUUGUAGAUACAUGGGUAUUUGCCAAUUAAAUACACACAAGUAAUUGUUGCAUUCAACAUAAAAACAUUACAAUUAUCCUGGUAAGGAAUGGAAAAUUGAGCUUAAAUAUUUUGUUAAGACACACUUUGAUGAUCAAAGUAUCCCUUGACAAAAUUGUUUUUUGAUCAUUCACCUAAAGAUGGCCAUUGAAGAGGUCUUUCCAAAUUUCAGAAUAUUCCAUUAGUAAGUAUAUGAAUGGUAGACAUUCCAUAGUGCAAUGGUACCAUCAGCCCCUCCUAAAUAAAUUCAAUUAGGAACAAAAAAAACAAUUUAUAUAUUCUUACCUGUAGCAAAAAUUUUUGAGUCCCAAUAACGUACAAUAUUUGGUGAAAAUUGUAGGUCAGAUAUUUGCUUCUUGUGUUCUUUUAAAACGACUAGGGUUCUCAAAGUCCUCCAUGAGUAGAUUCUAUAAUUAAUUUAGAAUUGUUAUGAAAAAAAAACAUAGUCAUUAUAAAUCGAUAAUAAAGUAUGUACCACGACAAAAGCAAUGAAAUUUUACUUUUAAUACCUGGAGUGCAUAAAAUACUUUUGUUGCUAUGAAUCGGGGAAAUAUGCUACUGUCUCCACUCAAGAUUUUGGUUGUGAAGAAGCGAAAAAUUUUGCGUUAUCAGGGCCAUUGUUAGGAGGAGGAUUUGUGAAAGUGCAUUACUGUAGGAUAUCCAGGGUCUUUUUAGCAGGCAACUCUCUCAAGCUCGCUCCAGUCAAAUGGAGAAGAUCCGGAGACAUUGUGUCUGCUCUCAGCAUUAACAGCUCAAAAACUAGGUUAGGACCUUUACCAGGGUCAUUUCUAAAAUGCUAUGGAGUGAUUCAACCUCAACUCCGAUUACUCAGACUGUUUUUAGCUUAAAACAUGCAGUAUAUCGGAAAUGUUUACCUCACUGCUAAUCUAAUAAGAAUGUUCAUACAUAUUACUUCUCACCUUAAACCUCCAUCCCAUCCUCCUGCCAUGAGAAGCCUAUGAUCAGGUCUAAACUUAACCAUCUGACACCCUUCGUUUGGUAGAACCAAUUCAGCUUGUAAAACAAUUUCCAAACAUUCCGGAUCAAUUUUGAAUACUUGAAGAGCAUUGGAAGAGUUAGCAACAACACCUCUAUAACUAUGAGGGUCGAAUGUGACUGAGGUAGUAAAUUCUUUAAAUCUCAAUUGGCUGCAUUGCUGAGCAGUUGAGUAGUCAUACAGUAUAAGAUGGCCAUUUUCGUACCCGACAAGUAAAUAAGUCGUCCCUCCUAUUUUGAAAGCUUCAAGGCACAUGGCAGUUCCGAGCUUUUCAUUGUCGUCAGGUACAAAUUUUCUUAUACUUUCAAAUGUGUCUAUAUCAAUGAUAUCAACGGUGGCCUUUUCUUGAGAUAAAAUCAGUUGUUUUUCAAGUAAGACACUUUUGCAGAAGCCGCCAUAAGCCUGAUAGCUUCGUU